AAAAUGAGUUCGAGAAGAAGUCGUCGUAAUUCAGCAUCAUCCUCAUCCAGACACCAGUCGCCAACAAUUUCUUCAUCACAUCGUCGUGAGCAUCACACCAGUACCAGCUCGAAGUCGAGACACUCACGCGUGCAUUCUGAAUCAGAAUCAAAAUCGAAUCAUAAACGUCGUUCACGUAGUCGUAGUCAUAGCCCGUGGCGUAAUGCGAUUCCUCUCAAGUCAACGAAGAGGUUCUCAUUCGGCAUGGAUCGACGAUCAAUUCCAUUCCAGUCAAAGCCGCGAACAACCUCUUCAAAUGCGCUCGCCAACUCACCGAUCCGUAAAAAACCCGCACCCGUCAAUGAAUUGGACGCAAUGAGUAUGGACAUUAAAAAGGAUCACAAUUCUCAGUCAGGCGAUCAGCGCGAUACUAAGUCGUCGUCAUCAUUUCGAUUCCAACAGAAUGGAGGUUCUCGGGGUGGUAGGAUGGCGCCCGGUGGUCGUUUCGAUAGACCGAUGUUUGGAGGAUAUGCACUUGCUGCUCGUCAAGGAAGAGAUAUUUUCCGUCGCGCUCCGGGUUUCGUACCACGACGUUUCGCCGGAGUUCGUGACGCUGCAGAUGGUCGAUACACCUUCGAUAGAAACAAACGCGAUACGAUGGAAUCUGAAGAACUGAAGCGAACUUCACAAACUGAUGAUCCACAGAAGCCUGUAAUGAACUUGUUUGACCCUUGCAAAGUACCAACUGGCAAGUCGUAUUUCACGCAUGAUGAUCGUACGAACAAAGUGAUGCGUCCUCGUGGUGGUAUGCGAUAUUCAGAUGGUGGCAGUGUUCGUCAGCGAAGGUACGACGAUCGAGCACCAGUUGGAUGGCGAAAUACUGCGCAGGUUCGGGAAUAUGGAGGAGGUGAUCGUAAUUAUUCGUCUGCAACUUCAUCGUCGAAUUGGCGUGAUUCAUCAAGCAACAAAAAUGGGCAAUCUUCAUCAUAUCGGGGACGUAGUGAAUCAGAUGGCGUUUGGAAGCAUGAUAAGUUUGAAGAAGAGGAAGAUGGAGAUGGCAAUGACGGACAGUCAAAUGGCGAAUUCGAUGCAGAACAACACCACUGA
Messenger RNA from Anisakis simplex (herring worm), 1086 nucleotides. Lineage: Eukaryota; Metazoa; Nematoda; Chromadorea; Rhabditida; Anisakidae. The record is from the annotation of a GenBank genome assembly.